CAGUAUAAAAGUCCUCCUCACAUCGUCAGAGCAGCACUACUGCUGCUAUGGCUCAGUUCAACUCAACUUAUGUGUCCGUCGGCAUCCUGGGUAUUUUAGGAGGCUCUCUCCUGCUGCUGGUGAACAGCUAUGCCAGCACUCCUGAGAAAGACUUCAUCCCCCACACUGCGCUGGGGAUUUUACUCCUCAUCAUUGCUGCCCUGAUAGCUUACACAGGUGUCCGUCACAGUCUGUCCCACUCCCGACUGUUUUCCACUCUGUGUCUGACCAUCUCUGCGCUGUGGUGUGGGUCGGGUCUGGUCUACAUCCUGAUAGGACAGAGAGUGUUGCCACUCACAGAGCUAAAAUCCUCUCUGAUUCCUGGCCUGGCAGCAUUUACCUUAGCCCUGUUCAUCAUUGGCAUCGCAGCCCUCUUUGUGAAGAAACCAGUUCUCCUGGUCAUAGCUAUCAGCAUUUCCUUAGCCUGUGCCCAUCAAAUCGCUGGUCUGUCAGAUUCAGACUUCGGUCAGUCUGCCACAGCUGCAAACUACCUCCUUGUUUGUCUUGUGUGUGCCUAUUUUGGCUUUGGGCGUUUGCUGUACACCAUCACACAGGGCAAAGUGAAACCUCCAGGAACAAUCAUGAAACAGAAAAAUGAACUGAAAACAGAGCAGAACCAGAGCUGCAGUGCUGUAAUUAGUGUAGGUUUGGUGAUGAACUUGUUAUCUGCCUCUGUAUUAGCCUGUCCCCUGGUAGGCGUGGUCCCCCAACUCUCUGUUGGCCAUGUCCCCUGGCUCUGGACAGCUGGAGUCUUCCAGCUUGGCAUGUGUGUCCUCUUUUACCGAGCAAUGGACACAUUAGCUGCGACUUUCUAUGGUUUUACAUCUUUGCUCAAAUUUGCUGAGGGUUACAGCGCUCUGUUAUCUUUGUACUCCAUUCAGCCAUUCUCCCCGGUUCCCUUCCCUGUUGUCUUUGCCGUUCUUUUCUUUGUCCUCGCGCUGUUCAGCUGUCAGAAGAGCUUGUUGGAUGGCCUCUACCAGUUAUUCUUUGUAGCCUACUGUAUUUCCAUCGCAGCCCAACCUCAAGGCUUCUUCCAAGGUGGCACUCAGGGUGUACAAGGAGCUAUCUUUGUAGCUUCUGCUGGAGUGCUUUUUGUUACAACAGUCAACAUGGUCUCCAGCACCAAAAUUCCUACUGGGCAGGGACACUUCAAAGCUUUAGUAACCAGAAUCCGCAGUCUCACUCUCAGGGCUCUGGAUAAAGACCUGCAUACACCUCACCUUGGAUACUCCAAAUAUGCAGAUGCAGAAGUGCUGGGCCACGCCUGCAAUGUUCUGGCAGCUUUUGCCAUCACAGCCACCAUUGGGGACAGGAAUCCUCUGACUGUACUGGUUUUGCCCUGGGCAGUGAUGGCUGGUGGAGUGUUGCAGCUCCUGUGUGGUUCAGUGGCGUUUGCUCGGGGUAAAACUCUGGAGAGCACUGCUUUUAUUCUCUACGGGUUGAUGUGGACGGUGUGGGGGUUGACACGAUUUGGUGGUCUUUACAGUGAGACCAGAGGCUUCAGUGUCGCUGUUGGGAUUAUUGGUUUCAUGAUGUUUAACCUCCUGUUGACAAUUGCAGCAAUAUUUCUUAAUGUUGCCUGGUUUGUCUAUGCAUUCACCUUCCAGCUCAUCCUUAUCAGCUUCCUGCUGGAUGCAAUUGGUGCACUGCCCUAUGGUUAUGAUAUUGGCGUCACAAUCAUCUUUGGUCUUGUCAGUUUUUACUGUUUCUUGGCGCACAUUUUCAACAGCACCUUCCAGUCUCCUCAAAUCCCCUUAGGAAGACCUUUAGUCAAUCUGGGUGGGGUCGGAGGAGGGGAAGGGGUCUGUCCGCAUGUACCAGCUCGCAAAGCAGCAUCAGUUCAGCAGAUUGCAGAAAUCAUGAAAAAUGGAGGCAUAUGUGGAAUGCCAACUGACACUGUCUAUGUGCUGGUGGCUGCCUGCAACAGACCAGAUGCAGUUAUCAAAGCUUACAAAGUUAAGAAGCAGGCUGAGGACCGACCCAUGUCCAUGUGGAUCUCUUCUGUCAAGCAGCUGGAGCCUGUUAGACACCUGCUGAGUCCCCUGCUCCUGGACUUCAUGGAGUCUGCAUGGCCUUCCUCUAUCAGCAUGGUCAUCCCCAGAGGACCAUGGUUGGACAUAUUUGGUUUGGGAGAUGCUGCCAAACACAUCGGGACUCCACAAAGCAUUGCCAUCAGGAGCCCAGACUGUGCAGUAGCUACACAUCUGAUUAAUUUGGUGGGCCCAAUUGCAGUAACCUCAGCCAAUCCAACAGGCGAGGCAGAUACAACUCACCAUAACCAAGUUUAUGCCAAACUGGGAAAAAAGGUUGAAGGAGUGUUGUGUGAUGGCCCCUCCCCAGAGAACAUUGCAUCUACUGUGGUUGACUGCACCAAGAUUGAAACUGGACAAAUUGGUUUCUUCAGAGUGGGCCUCAUUCCAAAAUCAAAGGUUCUCCAAAUAUUUGAAGAGGUUCGAAAUCGGCACAGACAAGGGCAUACCAAUCCAGGAUUUGAAUAUGAUGUACCCCUUUAAGACAUGCAAAGAGAUCAAAGUCUAACCUACACAACAGUGUCAAAAAGAGGACCAGGAAACUUAAAAGCAUAGUUAUACAACCACAGAGUCAAGAAGUCAGGAAAUGCCUCAUAAUAGCCCCUAUUAGUGCUGCUUAUAAUGGUGGCUAGUGAUCAAGAGUCUGAUAAAUAGAAAUAGCUGCUAAAUUACCUAAAGAAAUGUUGUACAGUGUCUAAUGAUGUAUAAUAUUAACAGGCAACAUAAGCAAUUUUUUUUUGUACUGAAUGUAAGUUUUUAUGCUUUUUAUGACUUUUUUAUCUCUGUUUGUGUGUUGUGAUGUAUAGAUAAAAUGUCUGUGUUAUAUUAUAUAUAUAUACAUAUAUUUAUAUAAUUCAGGUUUUAUAGCUUCAAAGUAUACAUAUCAUGUGCUUUAUUUAGUUGUUGUCCAUUGUUCAUUGUCCAAACAUUUUUGUAUGCUAUGAAAUAUGCCUCAUUGAAUUCAUAGCUGCUAAAAUAACUGCAAAGAAAUUAAGCAAAAAAAGAAAAAACACUGGUGCUCCCCAAUAAGCACAGUAGUAACACUGUAAAUGCAUGUAAUAACACUUUUUAUGUUUGAGGGAGUGAUCAUUUAAUGUUUCAGUAAAUGAUCAUGUAAUGUUUGAGUGAUCAUUUACUGUAACUCAUUUUUAAGAAUUCAUUUUGUACCAUAUUUCCAUUUAAAACAUUUAAAAGCCAAUAGUUAGCAGUUGGUAUAUCUAAACUAGAUAUACCAACUACAUUGUCUACAUUUGCAUAAAUGUAGACAAAAUAUCACAUUCUUCAUGAUUAUAGCUUUGAGCCACAAUAUAUCAGAUUAUUACAGAAAACCUUCACCCAGCUUCAGAUUAUCAGGUGCUUGAGGACAUAACCAGGACCGUAAAUUAAAUCUGUUGUCUAAUUUCCAUCACCAUACAAUAUUACAUGAGAAAAGACAGAAAGAGAUAAAAUUUUUGGGAUAAGCAAAAAAGUUUUAUUCCUGUAAAAAUAGCAUUUAGUUCAAACCCUUAGACAAAAAAACAGCUGCAAUGUCAUGUAAUAUGAGAAGGUUGUAUUAUAUAUCAGGGGCAGACUGGGUAGUCGGUCUGUGUGUGUGUAUCAUGUGGCCAGUAUAAUUUAAGUAUCUAACUGUAAAACUAAUAUCUGAGCUUUUGGCCCUCUGGCUGUCUAUUGUCUGGCCUGGGUCAUUGUUUCCCAUAUUCUAUGCAAGAAUUCCCAAUUGUCCUUGAAUAGAAUAUGGAAGAAUAAUUCAGUAUUCUAUGGAAUUAUUGUUCUUCCAUAAAACAUGGAAGAACAAUAAUUCUUUUUUAUUCUAAGCAGGGUUCACGUCAGCAUUCUCACCUCCUCACAGCAUAUUAUUGCGGUGUAAAUAAUAUGCAAGACCCAUAACAACAGAAACAUUUUGAAGUUAGAAGAAUAAAACAAUGCUAACCUCGCCAAAGCUGCAAUGAGCAAUAUCAUCCAUGUUUGGUGGAGAGAGCAGGCCUAGGACCAAUAAACAGAAAUUUUUACAGUUGUUGCUACAUUUUUCUGGAGGGCUUUCAUUUUUAUCUCUCAAUAUUUUAGCAGCAACUUUUGGUUUUGUAGUUUACUUUUGCAAAUAGUAAUGUUUACUAUUAUUUGCAAAUAAGCAAGUAAUAAUGUUGCUUAUAAUGUCAGUGAUUGACAGGUAAUGUUCCAAGAAGGAAUGAGAUGACAACAAAGCUGGCCCAAAUCAAAGCUAAACUUAUUAGCUGCUUAAGGCCCCCAGAACUAUAAAUGCUUGAGUUUUAGCCCAUGCUAGAAUCUAGAAUUUUAACAUUAAUUAAUUGAUAAUGACAAUGCACACAACAGCUCCUACCGAUAGUGCCAGCCCAUUAACUCACCGACCCACCAGGGAAUUCCCUGGUAGAAGUCCAAUCUGGUGAUAUACAGACAAAGAUGGGAUAAAGACAAUCUGAGCAGUUUUCAAAUGAUAAUCUCAUUCAAACCUUUGAGCAAUAACUGAUAAUGGGACUUUAACAUCACAAUUGGUGAGUUCAGGUCACUUCGUCUUAUUGUUAAAUCUUAAACUCUGACCAAAACUGUGCCAAUGAGGUCUCUGUUCUUGGAUGUUUCCUGGUUGAAUUGUCAUUGUGCUUUAGGAAUAAAUUUGGUUGACCCCUCUGGAAGGCUCAUCACUGCAGCACAUUUUGUAAAACUGAGCUCAGCUUUCCAAAAACAAAAUUUUUAAUCACAGUUAAUUUAUGAUUUAACAAGGAGGGGAAUUAUUUU
Molecule: messenger RNA, 4820 nt
Organism: Xiphophorus couchianus (Monterrey platyfish)
Lineage: Eukaryota; Metazoa; Chordata; Actinopteri; Cyprinodontiformes; Poeciliidae
Exons: 9
Coding region: 48-2552 (834 amino acids)
Biological process (GO): regulation of translational fidelity
Cellular component (GO): membrane; cytoplasm
Molecular function (GO): double-stranded RNA binding; nucleotidyltransferase activity; tRNA binding
Source: RefSeq, a predicted model, not a curated record